Messenger RNA from Diospyros lotus (date-plum), 1832 nucleotides. RefSeq names its product serine carboxypeptidase-like 31. The record is from RefSeq and is a predicted model, not a curated record. Gene Ontology annotation, biological process: proteolysis. Gene Ontology annotation, molecular function: serine-type carboxypeptidase activity. Lineage: Eukaryota; Viridiplantae; Streptophyta; Magnoliopsida; Ericales; Ebenaceae. Bases 53 to 1507 code for a protein of 484 amino acids. The transcript is spliced from 10 exons. Gene Ontology annotation, cellular component: vacuole.
UUUUUAGCACAUCACUUUGUAACUUGUACCCGGAUCACUGUCUUAUCUUUUGAUGGAUUUUGUAAUAAAGUUUAUGCUUAUCUUUGUUCUAGCUCUAACUGUGUCAUCGUCCCUGGAGUCUGUUGUAGGAGCUAGACAUGGGCAAUGGUCUAAAGAGAAGAAACAAAACUCGUGGGCAUCAGAGGAUCUUGUUAGUGACUUGCCAGGCCAGCCUAAAGUAGACUUCCGGCACUAUGCUGGGUACGUGACGGUCAACCAAGAAAAAGGAAGGGCACUCUUCUACUGGUUCUAUGAGGCAUCAACUCUCCCUGACAAGAAGCCUUUGGUUCUGUGGCUUAAUGGAGGUCCUGGAUGCUCUUCUGUGGGAUAUGGAGCAACGCAAGAGAUUGGCCCAUUUAUUGUGGAUGAAGAUAGACAUGCCCUUAAACUUAAUCCUUAUGCAUGGAAUACAGAAGCCAAUAUGUUGUUCCUGGAAUCCCCAAUUGGCGUCGGCUUUUCCUAUUCUAAUACAUCUACGGACUAUGAUACUCUUGGAGAUGACUUUACAGCAAAUGAUGCUUAUGCUUUCCUGCAUAAUUGGUUCCUCAAGUUCCCGUCCUAUAAAACACAGAAGUUCUACGUGGCAGGGGAGAGCUAUGCAGGAAAAUAUGUGCCAGAGUUGGCUGAGCUCAUUCAUGAAAAGAACAAAGACCCAUCACUAUUUAUUGAUCUGAGGGGCAUAUUGCUGGGUAAUCCUGAAACAUGUGAUGCUGAGGACUGGAAAGGCCUUGUUGACUAUGCUUGGAGCCAUGCUGUGGUAUCAGAUGAGACUCAUAAAAUUGUUGGAGAGUCCUGUGAUUUCAGCAGUAACGAUCCAUGGAGCAAUAAAGAUUGUAGUGACGCUGUUGGCGAAGUACUGAGACAGUACAAGGAGAUAGACAUCUUCAGCCUUUAUACUUCAAUCUGCAUUAGCAAUUCAACAAGCUCAGACCAGACAUCAUUGCAAGUAAUGUUUAGGAGCACAUCUACGCUGAUGCCAAGAAUCAUGGGUGGUUUUGACCCAUGCCUUGAUGGCUACGCGACAAGUUACUACAACAGACCCGAGGUGCAGAGGGCCCUCCAUGUCAGUAAUGGUCUCCACCUCAAAAACUGGAGCAUAUGCAAUAUGACAGUAUUUGAUAACUGGUUCGAUUCAAAGGAGUCUGUUCUUCCCAUAUACCGUAAACUAAUUGCUGCAGGCCUUAGAAUAUGGGUGUACAGUGGUGACACAGAUGGAAGGGUCCCUGUACUAUCCACAAGAUACAGCUUAAGCUCCUUGGGACUGCCCAUCAAGAGGCCAUGGAGGCCCUGGUACCACAAUAAGCAGGUUGCUGGUUGGCUCCAAGAAUACGAGGGGCUCACAUAUGCAACAUUCAGAGGAGCUGGACACGACGUUCCCACCUUCAAACCAAGUGAGUCGCUCGCUUUCUUCUCAUCCUUCCUUCAGGGGGAAUCUCCGCCUUCUGAACGUGCUAAAUCAGCACCAUAAAAAGAGUCGUCCAAGUAGCUGAUCCAAAGAGUUUGAUGAGCUCCCAGUAGGCUUGAUGUAGCAGUAGACAGUAGUUGAAGAUCAAUAAGGUAUUUGGGGCAUGAAUGCGUAAUGUUUGGUCCUGUACUAAGAAAGAACAGAUCUUUAAGGGUGGGUAUGAACACCUGACCAAAAGAAUGUUUGGUUCCUGAGAAAACAAAGGAGAAUAAAUUCAUAUCUAUGUAGUUGAAUCCUACUCUGCCCUGUAUUUCACAAUCUUGAGUUCUUUUCCUCUUCCUUGCAUGCAAUACAAUACAAGAUUCAUAAAGGUGUUUGGGGUAGAAAA